Molecule: messenger RNA, 849 nt
Organism: Lasiosphaeria miniovina
Lineage: Eukaryota; Fungi; Ascomycota; Sordariomycetes; Sordariales; Lasiosphaeriaceae
Exons: 3
Coding region: 1-849 (282 amino acids)
Source: RefSeq, a predicted model, not a curated record
AUGGCAGGAAAGCCUUUGUACCCCCAGGCACAUCAGCAGGGCGGUCAGCAGGGCGGCUAUUCUGAUGGCCUCAUACCGACCGAGAACAGCUACCCCGAGGUGGUCACGUACCAGACAGAACCGAAGCCGGCAGGCCAGCAAAUCCACUCCCUUGCGCCGUCCUCUCCGCCGGGAUGGAGCCGCCACCAUCAGGUCAACGUGCCGCCGUACCAGUCGCAAUUCGCGCCAAGCGAGCCCAUGACAGACCCCCCCGGAAACUACCGGCCUUGGUGGAAGCGCAAAAUCACGUGGUUUGCCAUCGUCGGGGUCCUUGUAAUCGCGGUGCUUGCCGGGAUAUUGGGGGCAGUGGCGUCGGGGAGCAUCAAGACAUCGGGCAACUCGAGCGGCGGUUGCCAGUCCGCAGGCAACUGGAACAGGAGCGACGACGGCGUCCCUCCCGAGCACGACGUCGAGUUCGGCGACGGCAGCAGCGACGGCGAGUACGGGGACUUCCUCGACAGGGACGGCAACGAGCAGCACGAAGGCGGCGACAACGAGUCGGACCUGGGCGACGUGACGCUCGAGUGCCCGGGCGCCGAGGGGCUCAACUUCACCACCUCGACGGCGGUGCGCGGGACGCUGACCUUUGCGCGGUACUGCGACGUCAACUACGCGUUCGGCGACCAGACGGCGCCGUUCGGCAAGACCAACGAGACCAUCUUCAACAUGCCCGACUGCAUCAAGGCCUGCGCGAACCUCGACGGCUGCGUCGCCGUCGCCUUCAACCCCGGCCCGCAGUGCUGGCUGAAGCAGUUCCUGGGCAGCAAGUCGUCGUCGAAGGGCACCGAGAUGGCCAUCCUCUUCCAGUGA